Molecule: messenger RNA, 492 nt
Organism: Pollicipes pollicipes
Lineage: Eukaryota; Metazoa; Arthropoda; Thecostraca; Pollicipedomorpha; Pollicipedidae
Product: AP-4 complex accessory subunit Tepsin-like
Exons: 6
Coding region: 46-492 (148 amino acids)
Cellular component (GO): trans-Golgi network membrane
Source: RefSeq, a predicted model, not a curated record
CUGGGAGCGUGGGGCUAUUUUCGAUGGAGUGUUUAACUGUUCACAAUGGCUGCUGACCUUCACAUAUUUUUCAGCUACCUGUCUUGCUACCCUGACUUGAUAAGAGCCACAUCAGAUGAUGCCAGUCCAACACCUGGGUACCUUCUACACAAAAUAUCAGAGGUGACCCUCACCUCGCCUGCCCAGACGCCAAAGUUGGUAGACUUCAUGGUGGUCCGUCUGCAGAACACGUCCUCACCGACUGCCAAACUGAAGACCCUCCGUCUGAUGCUGUACUGCGCGCGCUACGGCGGCCCCGAGUUCCGCCGGCUGCUGCGGUCACGUGACGGUGACGUCACGGCGGCCAGCGCGGCGUGCGGCCCGGCCGACCCGGUGCUGGGUGCGACGCCGCAGCUGUGGGUCCGCUCCACCUCUCAGGAGCUGCUGGCGCUGCUCUUCUCGUCGGCUGACGAGGCGGUGGCGUCCGGCUCUCAGCCCGCGUGCGGCAGCUGA